GCUCCUGCUGGCUAGCAGAGGCACCUUCACCUUCCCCCAGCCGCAGCAGAAGCAGCAGCAGGAUCAGUCUAGACGGUGUGGGCUCACUGGGGGCCCCUCCGAGCCCGGGGAGGCGGGUAAUGGUCUGGGUGAUUGCGAAGCAGCCAGCUCGGCGCCCCAAGAUCCCGGGCUAGGAGGUGGAGAAUCCUUUAGAGCGGAGGCGGCGGCCUCUGGGCAGUGACAGGUGCACGGUCCCAGCAGAGGGGGAAGAAAAGGAAGAGCGGUUCCCGGGCAGUGGAACCCACCUGCAGCAGCAAGAGUAACAGCGAUGCCAACCAUGCGGAGAACAGUAUCCGAAAUCCGCUCCCGGGCCGAGGGCUAUGAGAAGACAGAUGAUGUUUCAGAGAAAACUUCACUGGCUGAUCAGGAAGAAAUAAGGACUAUAUUUCUCAACCAACCUCAACUGACAAAAUUCUGCAAUAACCACGUGAGCACAGCCAAGUACAACAUCAUCACAUUCCUGCCAAGAUUUCUGUACUCUCAGUUCAGAAGAGCUGCAAAUUCAUUUUUUCUCUUUAUUGCAUUGCUUCAGCAAAUACCUGAUGUGUCACCAACAGGUCGCUAUACAACGCUGGUUCCUCUCUUAUUUAUCUUAGCAGUAGCAGCUAUCAAGGAGAUCAUUGAAGAUAUUAAACGGCACAAGGCUGAUAAUGCAGUGAAUAAGAAACAGACACAAGUUUUGAGAAAUGGUGCUUGGGAAAUUGUUCACUGGGAAAAGGUAAAUGUUGGAGAUAUAGUUAUAAUAAAAGGCAAAGAGUAUAUACCUGCUGACACUGUACUCCUAUCAUCAAGUGAGCCCCAGGCCAUGUGUUACAUUGAAACAUCCAACUUGGAUGGUGAAACUAACCUGAAAAUACGACAGGGUUUGCCAGCAACAUCAGAGAUUAAGGAUAUUGACAGUUUAAUGAGAAUUUCUGGCAGAAUUGAGUGUGAGAGUCCAAAUCGGCAUCUUUAUGAUUUUGUUGGCAAUAUUAGGCUUGAUGGACAUGGAACUGUUCCCCUGGGAGCUGAUCAAAUUCUUCUACGAGGAGCUCAAUUGAGAAAUACACAAUGGGUUCAUGGGAUAGUGGUCUAUACUGGACAUGAUACCAAGCUUAUGCAGAAUUCAACAAGCCCACCCCUGAAGCUCUCCAAUGUGGAACGGAUUACAAACAUACAAAUACUGAUUUUAUUUUGUAUAUUGAUUGCCAUGUCUCUAAUCUGUUCCAUUGGUUCAGCUAUUUGGAAUCGAAGGCAUUCUGGAAGGGAUUGGUAUCUCAAUCUCAAUUAUGGUGGUGCUAGCAAUUUUGGAUUGAAUUUCUUGACUUUUAUCAUCCUCUUCAACAACCUCAUUCCAAUCAGCUUAUUGGUUACAUUAGAAGUUGUUAAAUUUACCCAGGCUUACUUCAUAAAUUGGGAUCUAGAUAUGCACUAUGAGCCUACAGACACUUCUGCUAUGGCUCGGACGUCCAAUCUUAAUGAAGAACUCGGUCAGGUUAAAUACAUAUUUUCUGACAAAACUGGUACCCUGACUUGCAAUGUAAUGCAGUUUAAGAAAUGUACAAUAGCUGGAAUUGCUUAUGGCCAUUUUCCUGAGCCUGAGGAUUAUGGGUACUCUACUGAAGAUUGGCAGGGCUCACAGCCUGGAGAAGAAAAAAUAUUUAAUGAUUCAUCAUUACUGGAAAAUCUCCAAAGUAAUCAUCCAACUGCACCAAUUAUAUGUGAAUUUCUUACAAUGAUGGCUGUCUGUCAUACAGCAGUACCAGAACGAGAAGGUGAUAAGAUUAUUUACCAAGCAGCAUCUCCAGAUGAAGGAGCCCUGGUCAGAGCUGCGAAACAGCUGAAUUUUGUUUUCACUGGAAGAACACCUGAUUCAGUCAUCAUAGAUUCUCUUGGACAGGAAGAAAGAUAUGAAUUACUCAAUGUCCUGGAGUUUACCAGCGCCAGAAAAAGAAUGUCAGUGAUUGUCCGCACUCCAUCUGGGAAGUUACGGCUCUACUGCAAAGGAGCAGACACUGUAAUUUAUGAUCGUCUGGCUGAAAGUUCAAAAUAUAAGGAAAUUACUUUAAAACAUUUAGAGCAGUUUGCUACAGAAGGGUUAAGGACUUUGUGUUUUGCAGUGGCUGAGAUUUCAGAAAGUGACUUUCAAGAAUGGCGUUCAGUAUAUGAGCGAGCUUCAAGUGCUAUACAAAACAGGUUGCUAAAACUGGAAGAGAGUUAUGAAUUAAUUGAAAAGAAUCUUCAGCUACUUGGAGCCACAGCCAUUGAAGACAGAUUACAAGAUCAAGUACCUGAGACCAUAGAAACCCUAAUGAAAGCCGACAUCAAAAUCUGGAUCCUCACAGGAGAUAAGCAAGAAACUGCCAUUAACAUUGGGCAUUCUUGCAAACUCUUGAAGAAGAACAUGGGCAUGAUCGUCAUAAAUGAAGGGUCUCUUGAUGCAACAAGAGAAACUCUCAGCCAUCAUUGUACUACCCUUGGUGAUGCUCUCAGGAAGGAAAAUGACUUUGCUCUAAUAAUUGAUGGCAAAACUCUGAAGUAUGCCUUAACCUUUGGAGUAAGACAGUACUUCCUGGAUUUAGCUUUGUCCUGCAAAGCUGUUAUCUGUUGCAGGGUAUCGCCUCUUCAAAAAUCUGAAGUUGUAGAGAUGGUUAAAAAGCAAGUUAAAGUCAUAACACUGGCAAUUGGGGAUGGAGCAAAUGAUGUUAGCAUGAUACAGACAGCACAUGUUGGUGUUGGCAUAAGUGGCAAUGAAGGACUGCAGGCAGCUAAUUCUUCUGAUUACUCCAUAGCACAGUUUAAGUAUCUGAAGAACUUACUGAUGGUCCAUGGAGCCUGGAACUACAACCGAGUGUCCAAAUGUAUCCUCUAUUGCUUCUACAAGAACAUAGUGCUCUAUAUUAUUGAGAUCUGGUUUGCCUUUGUAAAUGGCUUUUCUGGACAAAUUCUCUUUGAACGCUGGUGUAUAGGCCUUUACAAUGUGAUGUUUACAGCAAUGCCUCCACUUACUCUUGGGAUAUUUGAGAGAUCUUGUCGAAAAGAGAAUAUGCUGAAGUAUCCGGAAUUAUACAAAACUUCUCAGAAUGCAUUGGAUUUCAACACAAAGGUUUUCUGGGUUCAUUGUUUAAAUGGCCUCUUCCACUCAGUUAUUCUGUUUUGGUUUCCACUAAAAGCCCUCCAGUAUGGUACCGUAUUUGGAAAUGGAAAAACUUCUGAUUAUUUGUUCUUGGGAAAUGUUGUUUACACUUUUGUAGUGAUCACUGUGUGUUUGAAAGCUGGAUUGGAGACAUCAUAUUGGACUUUGUUCAGCCAUAUAGCAAUCUGGGGCAGCAUUGCACUCUGGGUGGUGUUUUUUGGAAUCUACUCAUCUUUAUGGCCUGCUGUUCCUAUGGCACCUGAUAUGUCGGGAGAGGCAGCCAUGCUCUUUAGUUCUGGAGUCUUCUGGAUGGGACUAUUAUUUAUUCCUGUGACAUCUUUGCUUCUUGACAUUGUAUACAAAGUAAUCAAGAGGGCCACUUUUAAAACACUGGUAGAUGAAGUUCAGGAGCUGGAGGCAAAAUCCCAAGAUCCAGGGGCAGUUGUGCAUGGAAAAAGUCUAACAGAAAGAGCACAACUUUUGAAGAAUGUCUUUAAGAAAAAUCAUGUGAACUUGUACCGUUCUGAAUCUUUGCAACAAAACCUACUCCAUGGAUAUGCUUUCUCUCAAGAUGAAAAUGGAAUAGUUUCACAGUCUGAAGUGAUUAGAGCUUAUGACACCACAAAACAAAGACCAGAUGAAUGGUGAAAGGGACUUUGCUUAAGAAGUGGGCUCAGAUACUUACUUCUGAAAGACAACCUACUAGGUCUUUACUGGAAUCGGCUAAAUAACGCCAGUCCAGGAAGUUACAAAAAAGAUCUGUGCUGAUGUCAUUGCGUGAAGUUCUGAUUCAUCUAUUCUGUAGACAUAAGCACUGUGCGACUAUACUGUAACAACAUCUCUUUCAAAGUUUUAUAAACAAGUAUGUGCUUAAUCUUUGUAAACAGAAGUUGAAAAUGACCUUGUGUCCUGCCAGACUGCUUACUUAAAAUGAGGCUCUUUCAGUGUUGUUCUUACUCCACACCUUGGGAUAAAGCUAAUGCUGAGAUUACUGAAUAUAUCAUAUGAUGACAGAUCUUUACCAUUUAUGAAAAAAUGUGAAAUGGCAUUAUGUAGAGGGACUGGUAACAGGACUCAUGUUCAAAAUGAGCUGAAAACCAGCAUUUUUAAGGGGCGGACUCACCUUCCAGAGCAAAAUGUCUAAGCAAAGCAUCAAUUGUUGUUAGUCGUCAAAACCGUCCUAAUAAAUGUUUGCCAAAGAAGUUCAAUAAAUGUAUUUCUCUUUCAGUAGCCAUUUGCACAGAAAUGUCAAAGGAAGUUUCCUUCUUGUCAUUUUGUCAGAACUGCAUGCCUGACUUUUUAUCUAUAAGAUGAUCAGUUUGCAAAAAUGAGUCAAAUUCAGGUUUCGUCUAUGGCGUUUGCUACUAAAAUCUGUAACGUUUUGCACCUUUAGCCUUACGAAUGCUUCUUUCUUCCUUGUCUCAUUUAUCUGUCAGUGUCAGAGAGGUACAUUUCAAUAUGGCUACUCUCUUAGUUGUGACGGUAAUUUUCUAAUGUUGUGUUUAUAUCUAUUAGCCAGUUCUAAUGUAUUUCCAUGUUUUCUAUGUGCUCUAAAUUUUGUGGCCUGACAUGGUAUUGUAAAGUCCUAAGAGGAGCUUUUUUUUUCCACUUGAGAAAAAUACAUUUGCAUAUUUAUAUAAGAUUUCCAAAGUUUCCAUUCAAAUAUUUGGAAUACCACAUCAGAUAAAUGCAUUUGCUUUUAUAUCGUACUUUAGUUUUACCUUCCAGUUCCCCUUUGAGGUUACCGCUGUCUUAUUCAGCCAAGCCUUAUGUAAUCUAUAUUUAAGAAUGAGUAAUUAGUUUGCAGUUCAGUUGUCAGAGGUAGCUACCACAUUUCUUUUAACUAAAAUGAAUCACAUGCUAAUUGAAAAAACACAUUUUCAACUUGCAAAAAAAAAUUGCCCAUUUUACCCAAGCCCAUUGCUUGGAAAUGAGGAGUGCUUCUUAUUAUAAAUAGGUUGUAUUGAUAUGUUUGUUAAAUGAAUGUUUACUUCAUUUGACACUUCUGAACUAUCUAUUAAAAAUGCUGAUUUUGCUACUAAAAGCAAGUGACAAAAUAUGCUUGAUAAAGCAUAAGCAAAUUUGUAUUCCCAUUUUAAACAUAUUACUUUUAUCUUGGAUAAAGAGAAUUCCAAUUUUCAGAUAUGUAUAGUAGAUUGAAACACAUGUUGCCUUUUGGUGAGUAGCAGAUUUGCCUUUCGGUGGACAAUAGAUGCCUAAGAGAUGAUGAAACGUGUUUCUUUUUUCUUAAGCAAAGCAAAGCAAACCCUUUUGUUGGUUUUUUUUUUAAUUUUUUUUCUAAUAUAAAAUACAUAUUAAUCAUUUUGUAAGCCUUCAGUUUUUAAGAAAGGAUAGUUUACUAAAUCAACCCUUGAGUUUCAUAAGUGUACAUCAUUCUAAAUUCAAAUUUAGGCCAUCUAAGGUCCCUUUCAUUUUUGGACUUCUUUGGUUCUAUGGCAAAAGAAUCAUUUCACUCACUGUAUCCGUAGCUAUUCUCUACUUACUCCUUUGCCAAGUAAAUUCCCCUUCCUUUCUCUCUUACAAAUUUGUACAUACAAAAAGAUGUCACACAUUCAACUUAGUUUUAGUCCAGGGUCUGCUCACUUCCAAAUCCAUAUGCAGAGAUAAAGAUUUAAGGAAUCAUAAUCCAGAAAGAUCAUUGAAGAGUUGAAUGUUGGAUGAUAGAGCUAUUUUAUGAAUUAUGUCAUCUUUAAAGUUUAAAAUGUAUAAUGUCUAAAAAUAUUUAUUCCUUCUUUUAAAUUUGUCUUUAGUCAUCCCUUCCCUGGGUCCAUAUAUGUAUUUAUGUUCUAUCCAAGUAAAGAUAGUUGAGAUAGAACCACAAAUAUUCAAAAAGAAGUAAAUAUAUCCCAUCUGCAAAAAAAAAAAUAGGACUUUCAAAAAGAGAAUUCUACUUCUAUUUCCUGCCCCUCAUCAAUCUCACUCUUCCCAAGGCCUUAACUUCCAAAAUUUAUCAAUGGGAUAGAAUUGAAUUUCCUGGCCUGAAGAAGGUAAUACUUAAAUUAUUGAUCCAUGAUUUACUUUGGUGAAAUUCAUUAACAUUUAAUAGAAUAUACCUAUAUAAAUGAUUGUCUUCAAAUUUACACAAACAAACAUUAAUUUAUCAUGACUCCAUUUCUACUAGCAAUGGAGUUACAGUCUGGCUUAGAGGAUAGGGUACUGGAUUUAAAGAAAAGAAAACAAUUCAAAUUCCGCCACUGACACUUAGGGUGGCCAAGGUAAUUUACCUCUCUGAGUCUCAUUUACCUCAUCUGUAGAAUGAAGACUAUAAUCCCCGUAGUACCUAUUUCAUAUGGUUGGUAGGAUAUUAUGAAAUGAGUAUAAAGCAUUUUGUAAACUUGAAAGUACUAUAUAAAUUUCUGUUAUCAGUAAUAUUCACAUUUCUAUUCCAUAAAAGAACAUUUUAACCAAAAAAAAAAAGCCAUCUCCAUUUUCAUGAAAUCAAAUCUUAGAAAAACUUAAAAUCUGCUAUUUAAUCAUAGGGUCUUUACCCUGUUAGAGCAAAUCACAGCUACUUUUAAGACUCCUUGUUACCUUCUUCAUAAGAAAAAAAAGUUUUCAUAGGAUUAGUAGAGGUGAGGUACACUGAUUCUACCUUCCUCUCUUUGUAACCUGUUCUAAGGCAGAAUGUCUGUCUUGGAAAUCAGACAUCCCCUGUUGGUUUUUACUAUUAGGCACAAAGGAAACAUUGCCUCACAAGAACUACCACUUAUAAAUUUGAGUUCAUGUGGAAAUUUCAACUUAUCUAGCUGUAUCAGGGUUUUGAUUGUAUAUUUGCACCAAGUAGUUGCUAUUUUCUUAAAAAAAAAAUUGUUAACAGCCUAAUGGUGUUUCUCAGGAAGCUAGUUUUAAAAAAAAAAAUGUGGAAAUGGUCUAGAUAUUUUAGUUGAGAAAAAAGACUUUAGGCAAACUUCACCUAUUGCAAAUUAGGUCAGAUGUGCAACACACUUUAACAUGUCCCCUGCUCAAUAGAGUUAGUUUCAUGCAUUUUGUGUAUGCUUAUUAAGCUAAGCCAGUGACUCCUGCUAAUUUCAAGUGAGAAAAAAUGGUCAGUUAUUGAACAUUAAAUCUUAUUGUGAAACAGAUUACAAUUUUUGAACUUGGUAUUGUGAAAUUCUGCAUAAUGUGCAGUGCUUAAUAAUAACUUUGCAUUUAAAAUCCCCUUUCAUAAACAAUGCCAGCUAUAAAUCAUUGAUUUCUUACAAACAGUUGUGAAAUGCUUAGAACCAUGUCAUAAUUAUUGCAUAGCUAGGUAAUCCUCAAUGAUUUUUGUCUGUAUGUAAAAUUGCCCUGUGGCAGUUCUCAUUUAAGAAGUCUUUCUACAAAUGAAUCAGUAGGCUUAGGAAUAAUCAGUUUCUAAAAAAUUGUCCCCCCACAUAACUGAUAAAUAUACACACGCGUGCACACACACACACACACACACACACACACCUACACAUACACAUACACAUACACAUGCACACCAGAGGGACCAGGUUUGUGCGGUUCUCUUUGUAAAGCAUAUAAUACCACCCGUGAUUACGUGCCUAAUAAAAGAGAUGAUGAUAAUGAAAAUUUCUACCAUACCUGUGAAAGGUUACCAUAUUGUGAAUUUUUCUCAUAUAAAUAACUAAAUAUCAUUUAUGAAACUUCUACUUUGUUGAAUUUUAAUUAACCUUGGACAUCAUAAAAUUGGAAUGUAUGUUAAAUUUUAAAGGAAAGGAAAUGAAUUUUUCCCUUUUAAAAUCUCAAUUCAUUUUCUAUGUAAAAGCAGCUGUGCUUUUGAUGAGUUUAUGAUUUGUCUGCAUGAAUUAAUAUUUUAAAAUGGCCUGAGAAAAUGCAUGGCUUUUGCUAUAAAUCUUGAUAUUUCUUUCUGCCUUCCAAAGUCAUAUCAUAGUAUAUCCAAGGGUUAAUGUUCGGUAGGCAAAUGGAUUGGUCCUCAGUUUGAACUCUCUAGAGGAGUAGAUUCUUUUCAAACAAAUUUCAGCAUAUUUAACUAAAUCAUUUAUUUGGAUUGAUGGACAGAAUUUUGCAUUUUAAAGUUUCUUGGCAAACAAACCUUUUAAGUAGGAAAUAUGGUAGCAUUCUGAAGAUUGGAUUUUCAUAUCUGCUUAUUCCUAAUUCUGACUUUCUAUAAGUGAAUCUCUUGUUGUAAAAAUGUGACCAGAAUAUAUAAAAAGAUUAUGUUUGUGUUUUGUUGUUCUAGAAUAGAAGCCAUAAAUACAGUUAGCAGUGCAUUUUUUUCCUACCUUGAGCUUCAUUUUUGACUUAAGUAUUUCAAUGUAUAUUAAGUGAAAAGUGCUACAUUAAAAGCAGCGACAAGACAAAACUAUAGUUUGCAUUAAAGAGGAGGUAGGAUUGUCAGACUGCACCACACUGCUACUGCAGAAGCUGUUGAGGGACCUUCACAGUUGCAUGAGCGGAUAGUUGUUUGACUCCAUGUCUAUGGUAGUUUUCUCAGGUUUGUUUUAACUUGACAUUAAAUGCACUGUGUUUUAUAAAUAGUUACUAAAAUUUAGUAAUGUUCAGUUCUGUGCAGUGUUACAUGUCACUGGCAUUUUGUGAACGUGCAUGUUUUGACCUGCAAAUUUUAAA
Vombatus ursinus (common wombat) is the source of this 8746-nucleotide messenger RNA. RefSeq names its product ATPase phospholipid transporting 8A1 (gene ATP8A1). Gene Ontology annotation, biological process: phospholipid translocation. The record is from RefSeq and is a predicted model, not a curated record. Gene Ontology annotation, cellular component: plasma membrane. NCBI's taxonomy places the organism in Eukaryota, Metazoa, Chordata, Mammalia, Diprotodontia, Vombatidae. The transcript has 37 exons. The coding region runs from base 308 to 3802 and encodes 1164 amino acids. Gene Ontology annotation, molecular function: magnesium ion binding; ATP hydrolysis activity; ATPase-coupled intramembrane lipid carrier activity.